ACGGAAUCAUUUCUUUUUCCUUGUCACUGGGUUGCUGUUGUACACUCUUAGUUAAUAAGGAUUGGGUUGGUAGCAUACAAGUGAGAUGGCAUUUAAGGUGUUAGGCCGAAUAAAUCUGCAUGCACUUUCCCUCCGCCCGCACAUGCUGGAUGAGGCGUUCUGUUACGGCCCCUUCAACCGUAGCAUGCAGAGGAGGUGGAAGAAGCCAGUGGAUUCCGCACGGACUCGUCUGGAGGGCAGAACGAGAGACCAUAGGCUGGACAAGCUGAUGAUUCAGCUCAGGAACUUGAGGCAGGCUUUGGAUUUGCACGAGGUGAUAUCUCAGCAGAGGAACGGCUACGCAUCUCUGCAGCUCCUUUUGAGGUGGAGGCGUGAGAUUGGGUUGAACAUUGAGAUCGGUGCUUUCCUCAAGAAAUACCCCCAUAUUUUCGAUAUUUAUGUGCACCCCGUCAAAAGGAACCAUUGUUGUAGGAUCACCCGAAAGAUGGCUGAUUUGGUCGCAGAAGAAGAUGCUGUCGUCAGGGAGAACGAGCCCGCAAUAGUUCAGCGGCUGAAGAAACUUCUCAUGAUGUCUACGAAUGGAACUCUGAAUAUGCAUGCGAUCUGGCUCAUCAGGAAGGAGCUCGGUCUGCCCGAUGACUACAGGUCUUCUAUACUGCCAAACCAUCAGUCUCAGUUUUCUCUUGAAAUCCCUGAUACUUUGACAUUGAUCUCUAGGGAUGAGAAUCUAGCUGUAGCUAAUGUCGAAAAAUGGAGGGAAAAGGAGUAUACAGAGAAAUGGCUAGCAGAAUAUGAGACAAAAUAUGCUUUUCCAAUUAACUUUCCUACUGGAUUCAAGAUUGAGAAAGGAUUUAGGGAAAAGCUUAAGAAUUGGCAGAGGCUUCCCUAUACCAAACCUUACGAGGAAAACGGUUUGCAUCCAAUCAGCAAUGCCGAGCGGCUUGAGAAACGCAUUGUUGGUAUUAUUCAUGAGCUUUUAAGCUCGACAGUAGAAAAGAUGAUUCCACUUGAGAGGCUGGCACACUUCAGGAGACCUUUCUCUAUGGAGGUAAAUAUGCGGGAACUUCUUCUUAAGUACCCUGGCAUUUUCUACAUUUCGACCAAAGGAGGCACACAAACAGUGGUUCUUAGGGAGAGUUACAGUAAAGGAUGUCUGGUUGAGCCUAACCCUGUUUAUAGUGUCCGAAGGAAAAUGCUAGAUCUCAUAUUGUCUGGAUGUCGUAACAUUGGUGAAACUGAAAAGGUAACUUGGCUCAUUGAGGAGAACAAUCAAGGAAGCAGUCAUGGGUUACAUAAUCACACAUGGCCAGUGGAUAGCAUGAAUUCCAUGUUGCAGUUUGAAAGUGACUCCUGUGGAGAAGAGGCAUCUUCUUGUGACUUGCGCGAAAGUAAGAUUCAGUGA
Molecule: messenger RNA, 1402 nt
Organism: Lolium rigidum
Lineage: Eukaryota; Viridiplantae; Streptophyta; Magnoliopsida; Poales; Poaceae
Product: protein ROOT PRIMORDIUM DEFECTIVE 1-like
Exons: 1
Coding region: 86-1402 (438 amino acids)
Molecular function (GO): RNA binding
Source: RefSeq, a predicted model, not a curated record